AUGUCGUCCAACGCCACCGCGCAAGGAGAAACCGCACCACCACGCCUACCACUCCCCGGCAACCCCCUUGGCACCAUCCGCGCCUCCCUGCACUCCCACCAUCUCCCCAAAUGGGGCCUCCUAAUUUAUUGCUGCGACUAUCGCUGCGACGCCACCUGGGACUCCUUCAUGGCCACACUGCACUGGAACGUGACCGACGCGCUCUCGCUCCUCAAAGCCACUGAUCUCGCGGCCUCGCUGGACAUGCGCGUCUGGUCCGAUCAAUCAGCGCUCGACGGCGCAAGCGUAGACCGCGUGCGCGACGCGUUCAAAGCGUGGGUUGAUAGCACGGAAGCGAAAGAGGAAACGAAAGAUGCGCCGCUUGACUGGGGUGGCGCGGAUUAUCCAAGAUAUACGUACUGCGUGCAUGUUGAUGCUGAUGCGGUGGAUUCGGUUGUGAGGAGGGCGCCGCAGCCGCAGAGGUUUGAUGGGGAGAAGGUGGGGUAUGUUAAUCUUGUGAGGCUUGAUAUGAGAGAGAUCACAGAUGGUGGUGAGGAUAGAGAGGAGGAGGAGGAGGAGGAGGAUAAUGGUGGGAAGGGGAAUGUUGUCAGGGCUCCUGUGUCCAGGCUUUUUGGUCCGGAGACGUAUGGGGAACUGUAUGAUCUAGCGGCGUUUGAUCGGAUGAGGAGGGAUUGA
Messenger RNA from Didymosphaeria variabile, 675 nucleotides. RefSeq lists its product as uncharacterized. The record is from RefSeq and is a predicted model, not a curated record. Lineage: Eukaryota; Fungi; Ascomycota; Dothideomycetes; Pleosporales; Didymosphaeriaceae. The transcript has a single exon. Bases 1 to 675 code for a protein of 224 amino acids.